UUUAUGGGAAUUUUUGACCAUUCCUCUAGAAGCACAUUUGUGAGGUCAGGCGCUGAUUUUGGACGAGAAGUCCUGGCUCACAGUCUCCGCUCUAAUUCAUCUCAUUCAUAAUUGAUUUGGAGGGGUGUCCCAAAACUCUUGGCAAUAUAGUGUGAGCGGUUUUGCGUAGACAUAAGAUAACACCCGACUCAAUCUGAAUUCUGGGUUGUAACCAAAAACGUAAUGUCAUUGGAUGUAACACUACACAACAUAAGAACCUGUUAGAACCUGAUUAUUUUUCUAUAACAACUCUAAAUGCCAUGUUUGAGAAGCCGUUAUUAAUCCUGGUACAAAGAUUAAGGCGUGUAUUUGAAUAUUAAUAACUAGGGUGUGGCAUUGUGGGCGGGGAAUGGGUUACAGAUGAUUGAGUCAUUUCCUCUCGGCUCGCUGUUUCUCCGGACCAGCAGGGGGCGAUAAUGCUCAACCGCAUACUGCAAGGAACUGUGCACUGAGUCAGAAGACCAGAGCACUGGAGCUAAACACACUUCAGAGCAUGUUAUUAAUAUUUAAUAUCACAAUUAAAAUGCAUGUAAUUAAUCAACCUCUUUAAUUAAGCUCUUCUUGGUUGUUGUUUGAGGGAUUAUUCUGACUUGUUCGUGCGGCUCUGCACACUGAUGGCUGUGAGAUCUGUAAACAUGUUCUUUACAGUCAUACUUUUAUGGAUUAAUGUUAUGUUUUGGGUAAAAGCUGAUGAGAGUAUGGUGUCGGUUCCUGGUGGGAACCUGAAAAUAGGAACGAACACCGCUGACGGCCGAGACGGUGAAUCUCCUGAAAGAGCUGUGAAAGUCCAGAGCUUUAAGAUGGACAAAUAUCCUGUAACCAACUCCGAUUUUAGGGAAUUUGUUCGAUUGCAAAAAUAUAAAACGGAGGCUGAAAAAUUUGGAUGGAGUUUUGUGUUCCAGGAUUUUGUGUCUGAGGAGCUGAAAAGCAAAAUCACCCAGAGGAUUGAGUCUGCACCCUGGUGGCUGCCAGUUGAGAAAGCAUUUUGGAGACAGCCAAGUGGACCAAAUUCUACCGUCAAAGACCGUCUAGACUCUCCGGUGGUGCAAGUGAGCUGGAAUGAUGCUCAGGCUUACUGUAAGUGGAAGAAGAAGAGGCUGCCCACUGAGGAGGAGUGGGAAAUAGCUGCACGCGGAGGGCUGGAUGGAAGGACGUACCCAUGGGGCAACAAGUUCCUCCAGAAUCGCACCAAUCUCUGGCAGGGGUCAUUUCCAGAAGGGGACACAGCUGAAGACGGUUAUCAUGGUGUAGCUCCAGUAACGGCUUUUCCUCCACAAAAUAAUUAUGGGCUUUAUGAUAUAUUGGGGAAUGUCUGGGAGUGGACGUCUACACGUUUUACUUCUCCUCAGGUCAUGUACGUCCUGCGUGGGGCAUCAUGGAUCGACACAGCUGAUGGAUCAGCCAAUCACAGGGCACGAGUCACCACCCGAAUGGGAAAUACGCCAGAUUCGGCGUCAGAUAACUUGGGCUUUCGCUGUGCUUCGGACCACAAGACCAAAAAACAGAGCAAGAGCAGAGGAAAAACUGAGCUGUGAGGAUCUAACGGAUAGAUUUGGUCAGCAGUCAGACGCUUUAAUAUGCAUCUCUCCUGUGGAGACCAGAACCAGACAUUGAUUAUGGAAAAUCAUUCCAUUUAACACUGUGAAAAUAAAAACAGCAUUUUUAAA
Hemibagrus wyckioides is the source of this 1706-nucleotide messenger RNA. RefSeq names its product sulfatase modifying factor 2 (gene sumf2). The coding region runs from base 654 to 1574 and encodes 306 amino acids. The record is from RefSeq and is a predicted model, not a curated record. Lineage: Eukaryota; Metazoa; Chordata; Actinopteri; Siluriformes; Bagridae. The transcript has 9 exons. Gene Ontology annotation, cellular component: endoplasmic reticulum.